ACCAUCAGGUGGCGCAAAGGGAUAUGUGACGAAUUUUUAAUAUUAAAGUCAUUAAUUUAUUUACAUGGCGAGAGGAAAGAACCAGCAUUAUGUUGUGAACGAGUCUAGGUCAUUUCAUAGCAUCAAUCAGCUGUAUUUAAGCUAGACACAGAGAAAAUGAGCCGAUGUUAAGAUUCUGUAAUGCAGCCUGAGGAGAAAAUUUAACUGAUUAAUAAGGCAGACGGACAGUCAUUCCGCUCAGUCUAUCACUGAUCUCGGCUUUCCGAAGAGCGAUUUUCCUCCGCACGACUUUCUCUACACUAUACAUCCUGAAGAUGGAGUUUGGGGAAAGAAAGAGGAGAAGGAAGUCACAGAGCUUUAAACUGGUCACGGAUGAAGGUAGGCUGCUGCUGCUGCUGCUGCUGAAUGAAUGCGAGCCCUCACAAGACGCGCGUCUGUGUCUGGUGUUUGUCUGGCGCUGUGUGCCAGCAGGGACAGCUCUGUAAACAAAAGCGAUGGCCACGACAAUGCCCAUAGUCUGCGCAUCUGCCUUUGACAUAAGCUAAGUUUAACGGUGCAGAUUUGACAUGCACUGUACCCUCCUUGUCAGCAGUCUCAUCAUAGAUUCAAGAAUCAAAAGUCAAUUAAAUGACAAAAAUGUAUGAAAACAUGUUGCGCAUACUGAACACACAUCCUGCACCUGGAUUGUUCACUUUUGGCUGAAGAUUUUGUGCUAGGCCACCUCUCUUGACUACUUAAUACCACCUACAGGUGGUGGUUUCUGCAUGGCAAGGGAGGGAGGGGGGUUGUGCUUUGGCUGACAUCACAGUCCCUAUCAGUCUGCACAGGCUUCAUCAUCACACUGCAAACAAUGCAACAUCAUUCUGCAACUAACACAAGGGACUCAUUAGUUUUGUGAUUGGCUACAAACAGCUUAUUUCUUACAGACUGUGAAUCUUCAUAUGUGGUGAAUCCAAGCUGCAAAGAUGCCUGUACAGAACCCUCAGAUGCUGCAGUGCCUGAUGGUAUGUACAAUUUGAACUAGUAUUGCAUUUGAUGUAUGGUAAUGUAUCACUGAUUCACCAACACAUUUGUGUCUCCGUGUAGUUUGGGUAGGGGAUGAAGGCAUGGAGAUUAAAAAGCAAAUUACAGGAAUGAUGAGGCUUCUGAGUGAUAAGACCAGCAGGGUUUAUCAGCGUGUGGGAGCAGAGCAGGACAGCUUGGCAAAGAAGCUCCAGGACCAGCAUCUGACCUGGGUACAGAGGCCUGCUUUGUCAGAGGAGCAACAAAGCAACACCUGGAGCUCUGCAGGAGAGCCAGGGCCUUCACUUUCAACCAUAUCUACCCCCCUACCCAAUGGUGCAGGCCAGUACAGCACCCGUUCUAAAGCCAUGAAGGUCCCCCACAACACCAAGGAUGUGAUCAAGGAGAAUGACACCAAUGGUAGGCCGCAAAAGCAUGAAAACCAACUGACACAAUUUUUGUUUCCUUAUAAGAACAGCACUAUUAUUCACAGAGACCCAACCCUAGUUCAUGGUGAGAAAACAAUCUGUAAAAGUGGUGAGUAAAAUUUUGUUCUAAUUAGGGGCAGGAAAAGAGAUAGUGGACAGCCAUCUGAAGACAAUUUGCUGGGGAGAAAAAUCCAAAUACCCCCAUGACACACGUUUGUUCUUCUAGGAAAAGACAAAAAAGCAUUAUUUUUAUUCUUGUUUGAGUCUCUAACCAACACAUUCAUAAUUCCCCAACAGAUGUAGUCUCUCCUGCAGAAGCAGAAGCCCCCUGCUGUACAUGCAACUGUAAGGGCACCUUGCACGCUAUUUUGCUAGAACUACGUGCCAUGAGGAAGCUGAUGCAGACUCAAAAAGGUCAGUUGAUCAGCAAAAAACACUUUCACUCGGCGAGAAAGUGAGAAAAGGAAAAAUACAAUGUGUUGCUAUUUUGUUUAAAGUGUCCUUGGAAAGACAUGAACAUGCAGCAUCACCAUGCCAACCUCGUCUUGGUCAAGGCCCCCCUCCACGUUGUAGGCCCCGGAAGAGGAGGCCAAUCUAUAAAGUGGCACCACUUGCUGUGUCUGCCACUAGAAGAGCUGCUACUGCCCCUCUGGAGGCAUCACUAUACAGGAUUGCACCAUUAGCAGAUGAAGAGAGGGACGGACGUGUGAAAGAAGAAAGCUUAGUUACACCAAAUCAUCCCAUUCGCCGUGAAGUGGCUGUGCUACCAUCUCCAUUACCUGUCAACAACAAACACGGCCCUCUCCUGAACCCAGUGAGGGAGCCACAGUUGUUAGAGGUAAUCUGCAUGUCUGUAUGUUCUCUAUUCUUAAAAUGUAUGUUUUAUUCACGAAGUGCAAUGUUAUAUCAAAACUUUUUUAAGGUAAAUAACUAUAUGUUCUAUACUCAUUUAGAUUCCCAUAUGGAAAAUAACAUGGUUGAUUUUCCUGCUCUAAAUCAACAUUAUUUCUUAGUUAACUUUCCAAAUCAGGCCUAAAUCUGCCCUCACUGUAAGAUUUUAAUACAUACAAAGGUUUUAAACCUACAUUUAAAUGUUAUCAGUAUCUGCCUCCGAAAAUGUUUGUUGGGAACGAGGAUGUGUCCCAUGACCUGUGUAAAAACUCUGGAAGGUACGGGGUGUUAGGAUUUGUGACAUCCCCUCUGGGAAAAUUUUUAUGACAUUUGUGUCAAAUAAAAAUUGUAUAUUUCGUCACACAGUUGUAUUGCACUUCUUCAAUUUUUUUUUUCAUUUUUCAGUCUGAGGUGCGUCUUGCUGAAGAUUAUGAUGUGUACAUAUCAAAGGCUCAGCUAGACUCCAUCCUGGUGAACUAUACACGUUCUGGCAGUCUGCUGUUCAGGAAACUGGUGGGAGCCAUAAUCCCAUUGAUUCUGGUUAUUUUUGCAGCCAUACGGCAUAACUGGUUGAUUGUAUUUUAUCAAAAUAAAAAGCAUCAAAUUUUUAAGGUAAUGUGCUAAAUUCACUGACACGAAACCACUGUAUUUGUAGGUGUGUGCCUUCUUUGAUGAUACUACUCUGGCUAAUUCCUUGCCAAAUGGUAAAAGAAAGAGGGGCCUCAAUGACAACCGCAAGGGUUUGGACCAGAAUAUUGUGGGUGCCAUUAAAGGUAGGAGGAAUUUUUAAAAAAUCUCUUGAGUUCUGAUGGUACAAAUAUUGUAAAAGAGAAGAUGUUGAUAAGAGUUUUCCGAAUUGUAUCUAGUGUUUACAGAGAAAUACUGCACUGAACACAAAAUAGAGAAGUUGCCCGGGCCACGAGAUUGGGUUCAGAUCCUUCAAGAUCAGAUAAAACUUGCCAGGAGGAGGCUGAAAAGAGGUACAGAUAAAGAGUAUGCUGAUGAGUGGUUUCUCAGGAGGUAAUCCAGUGUAUUCGUAUCUUCAAUUCUAGCAUCUUUUGUUUGAUCCUUGACCCUGUUGCAGAGUUUAUGCUUUUUGAGCAUAUUCAAAGAAUCUUUUAAAGUGGUCUAAGAGCUGCUUUUAUCUGACUGUGUCAAGGUGAACCCUAUUCUGUCUUGGUUUUGUAGAUGGUGUAGAGGCAGAAGAAGUUUUAAAUGGACCUUAUACAAGUAUGAACCUUACCCUUUACACCCACACUCAGUACAGCAACAUCUUCCUCUCAGCCCCCUCCAUUCCCACACUCUUCAAUUUUCUCCACAUCUCUGUCACAACACGCUUACAAACUUCACUCAUUGGCUCAUAUGUCUCCGUCAUGCUGGCACUGCGACAUCUGACAUUCUCACACAGUGUCCAAAAAUGUCAGCUAAUUAUCUUCACACCAUGCACCAUUUCCCCUCUGUCACCUCGCUAUUUCAUUCUUGGGGACUCAAUAGUAGUUUUUUUCCUGCUUCCUUAGUCUUCUUUUUUUUCAAGGAAUGCCAUUGAAUGUUUCACCAAAAGUGCACAUGUAGAUUUAUUCAGGAUUUUUGUCUUAUCUUUUUUUUCUCCACUCACUCAUAUUUUUACUUGUCUUGUGUACAUGGCGCAUUUCUGUGGGCAUUUAAUUAGGGACAACUGGCUCAAGCUUAUAAAGACAUAGUAUUUAUCAUUUGCACAAGGGUAAAUGAGGCCACUUGUCCAUGCCCAGUGCUUCAUAGGAAAACCACAGAUGCAAAUUUUGAUGCAGACUUGAAGAUAGCAUCUGUGUUUCUUUUCUUUUUUUUAUUAGGUGAUGCAAGACAGAUCAUGACAGGUGUUUGACAACAUAUAUGCAGUGCAAACAAACAAUGGAGACAAGACAAAGUGACAAAUACAGCAGGAACACAUAACAUUUACAUACUACAUAUAUUAUUUACAUUACGUUUAGAAAGUGUUGCAAGACUGUGUUUAAUGAAGUGUGUUAUCUAAGUGUGUGUUGUGUUAUCUUAAAAUGAACAUCACUCCUCCCUUAUUUACAGGAUGCAACUACGAAAAGCCUGCAGAUGAAGAGGUUACAGUGGUGAACAUGACCGGUUGAUUCAAGGGCUUUCUCCCUGGCCUUAAAGCAGAAUUGUUGUCUUCAUUAUUCAUCCAAACUGAUGCAUUACACACUUUUUUUCCUUACGUCAUGCAUCAAUUAUUGAUUUAAAGGUAAAAAGUGAGUUACAGUAAAAGUGCCCAGAGCAGAUUUUGAGCAAGUAAACAGUGAAAGAAGGUUACAGUAGUUCAACAAUUUAAGGUUAUUUAAAGUUUAGAUGAGUGAACAAGAAUAAGAGUACUGUAACAUUAGUACAUUUAUUAAUUUUACACAGGUAGCUUUAUAUGGAGAAGUGUUCAUUGUAAAUUGUGCCUUUUAAGUGACUGGUAUUUCAGUGGGUGUGUUGUGCUGUCCAGCAUCCAGCUCAGUAACAAACAUUAUAAAGACUCAAAAUAUCUGGAAUUCCUUUGACUAAAUUUGCUACUGAAAAUGUUCAAUUUUUUCAUUAAUAAGCAUACGAAUUGUUAUCUAUUGCUGUCAUCAUUGUGAUGGAAAUACACACCCACUAUGAUUAGGAUGGAGGGUUGUAGUCACCUUUAAAUAUGUUUUCUUGACCACUUGGUUUUGUGUGAUGUCGAAACACAGUAAAACGCACAAUGGUAGUAGAAAAAUAAAUAAAGAUUUCAUUUUGCUAGAUGUCUUCCUGAGUCAUGGAUAAUAAACAUUAUUGCUCAAAUGGAACAAA
This is a messenger RNA of Xyrichtys novacula (pearly razorfish), 5123 nucleotides long. NCBI's taxonomy places the organism in Eukaryota, Metazoa, Chordata, Actinopteri, Labriformes, Labridae. The record is from the annotation of a GenBank genome assembly.